AUGUCGCUGGUGUCUGAGCUCUACAGCCAUGGUAUUGACAGCAUCGAGACCAUCAGCAAGUUUGCAGGAGUUCAACAGAAACGUCUGCAAGCUGGCAUCGCCUUUUUGAAGGCCGACACUGAUGCCAAACUACGCCGUAACAUGAACCAGAAGUGCGAAGAGAACAAGAACCAAGUCUUGGUCGGCCAGAGAUGUUGGUACUGGCGGGUUCAAGGCUCAGGACGUCUUCAGAAGUCCAAAUGGCGUGGCCCUGCACGAUGUGUAGGUGUCGAGCUCUCCAAUGGCGGUGGCAAGACUACGGUGCAAUGGCUUGUCCAUGGAACAUCAGUGCUGAGAUGUUCACCAGCCCAUGACCUGGAAGAACCCAGAGCCCGGUCAGCAACACAGUUCAAAGACCUGGCCAAAGAUGUCGAUGUCGAGAAGCUAGAGGCGAUCCUUGAGGAUCUCUAUGAACCAGAGGAUCAUCAUCCUGGUCCUGUUCCUGCAGAUGAGGACAAUCAGUCCGAUGGCUAUGCCGCAAACGAGGCCUUUGACGACACUGUUGAAAUGCCUGGCAUCGUCAACCUGAUGCUUUGUGAUCUUCGAGAUGAGCGUGAGCGCACACCAAGGAGGAGAAGGGACAGUGACGCCUCAACUGAGCCCCCACAGACUUUGGAACAUCCACAACAACCUCAAUUUCACCUUCCUCCACAACGAGAUGAUGUUGCUGAAGGAACGGAGGAGGACACCAAGCCUGAAGAGAUCUCCAUCCCGGACGAAGCCGAUGGUGAUGAAAUGGUCGUGGAAGAUGUCAUGUUCAUUGACACCUCCAACAGCUCACUUCCUGAAGGUGUCACCUUUAUGCGUGAGAUCCUGGUUCAAUUGCCCCGAGACUGCGGGCCACUUUUGCGCUACAAUUCACACAAUCCUGUGCACAUGAGGAUGCUGAAAAGUGCUUAUAAUAGACUUGCAGAUGCCCCGUUGCUUUGGUUCCGUGACGCAACAAGGCGACUGCGCAGACUCAAACUCAUACCCCGGGAGAUCGACAAGUGCACCUUUGCAUUCUAUGAUGCUUCAGGUGAACUGAAAGGAAUGCUGAUCCUGCACGUCGACGACGUGCUGGUGGCUGGAGACAUGUCCAGCGAGUUUGGAACUAGGGUUAGCUACCUGCAGUACCUCAAGAAGAUCUGUCCGAUCACAAUUCCAAACCAACGUAGCUUGAAGGACAAGCUCAACGACUUUGAGACCUCAAAGUGCCGAGGACUUCUCGGAGCCCUUCGGUGGCCAGGAGGACAAGGCGUACCGCCUCUAUGUGCCUCAACAAGUCUACUUGGGGGAGAAUUUCCUCGUGGUGAUGGAACGGUCAUGGAAGCUCUCAACGAAGCCUUGCGUUUUGGCAAGGAGAUUGCCAACCAUCCCAUGAAGUUCCAGGAGAUUGCCUCCGGCCCUGAUCUGUUUUUGUGA
This is a messenger RNA of Cladocopium goreaui, 1443 nucleotides long. The record is from the annotation of a GenBank genome assembly. Lineage: Eukaryota; Dinophyceae; Suessiales; Symbiodiniaceae.